ACGGACCGCCGUGGAGAGACCCGGAGCUUCGGGCGGUGCCAGGCAGACGGCCCUUUCCUCGGGCCCCCGCCUGGUACCAGGAGGCCCCCCAGCAGGGGGACUGCGCCUGGAAGCUGUAAUGGAGGCCCUGCAGAGGCAGCAGGCAGCACGGCUGGCCCAAGGGGUGGGGCCCUUGGCCCCUCCACGCCUACCGCUCCCACAGCCUCCUCUGCUUGGCGCCCGGACCCUACAGGCUCCUGAGGGGGCUUUAGGAGUGGUUGGGGCUGAAGAAGAGGAGGAUGCUGGAGAUGAGGAGGGAGAGACACCUUUAGCAGAAGAGGAGACGGCUGAGCAGAGCCAUCCAGGAGCCCGAUGUCCCAACUCACCUUCCAGCCAGUCCCCUGGAAUCCAACCACAUGAGUGGACCUACGAGGAACAGUUCAAGCAGCUGUAUGAACUCGACGCGGACCCCAAGAGGAAGGAAUUUCUGGAUGACCUGUUUACCUUCAUGCAGAAGAGGGGGACUCCAGUGAACCGGGUACCCAUCAUGGCCAAACAGGUGCUGGAUCUGUAUGCGUUGUUUCGCUUAGUGACAGCCAAGGGAGGUCUGGUGGAAGUCAUCAACCGAAAAGUGUGGCGAGAAGUCACACGUGGCCUCAGUUUGCCCACCACCAUCACCUCUGCCGCCUUCACUCUACGUACCCAGUACAUGAAGUAUUUGUACCCAUACGAGUGCGAGACGCGGGCACUCAGUUCCCCAGGGGAGCUCCAGGCUGCCAUAGACAGCAACCGGCGUGAGGGCCGUCGCCAGGCUUACACCGCGGUCCCGCUCUUCAAUUUAGCAGGGCCCACACCUCGGGGCGCUCCUGGUCCCUCCUCGAGUCAUGGCCCCGCCCCGACCGCAACCCCGAACUGCCCAGGUCCCACUCAGGGUUCUGCUUCUGGCCUACCAGCGCACGCUUGCGCUCAACUGAGCCCGAGCCCAGUAAAGAAAGAGGAGAGUGGAAUACCACCCCCUCGUCUGGCACUACCUGUGGGUUUGGCCUUGGAGGCUGCACGGGAGAAGAUGGCACCGGAAGAGCCUCCAGAAAAGAAGGCUGUGCUGAUGGGUCCCACGGACCCACCUCGAUUGGGAGCACCCCCCAGUUUCCUACCCCGUGGCAAGGCUCCCCUAAGGGAAGAACGGUUGGAUGGGCCCCUCAAUCUGGCAGGCAGUGGCAUCAGCAGUAUCAACAUGGCGCUAGAGAUCAAUGGGGUGGUCUACACUGGUAUCCUCUUUGCUCGACGCCAGCCUGUGCCAGCUUCCUUAGGUCCAACCAAUCCUCCACCUCCACCCUCUACAGGGCCCCCUUCCAGCACCUUGCCAUGAAAGCAGCUACCAAGAACUAAGAGUCCCAAUAUCAUUGAUUAGGGGGAAGAAGGCACCCUCCUACCUUGAUUCUACUCUGGGAUCCAGCCCCGGGAGAUGUCAGCAUGCCACUUCCACACCAAAGGGGUUUAUUAUUAAGUUCCAUCUACCUCACUGUAAGAGGAGGACACUGCCUCCCUAGCUAAUCCCAGCAGCAUUUACCAAAGAGUUUCCCCCCCAAUAACCCCUAUCAUCCCCUCAUGUGACCCCUAUGUCGAUGUCACCUUUGGUACCCCACUUCUUUGAGUCAACUCUGCUCCUUUUCAGGAAGCAGAUGAAGGAUUGGAUUUGAAUGUGAAGAUGUCCCUUGGGUUGCAUCUGGAAAAUAAAGUUGUACUUCC
Molecule: messenger RNA, 1728 nt
Organism: Grammomys surdaster
Lineage: Eukaryota; Metazoa; Chordata; Mammalia; Rodentia; Muridae
Gene: Arid3c
Product: AT-rich interaction domain 3C
Exons: 8
Coding region: 119-1348 (409 amino acids)
Biological process (GO): regulation of transcription by RNA polymerase II
Cellular component (GO): nucleus
Molecular function (GO): DNA binding
Source: RefSeq, a predicted model, not a curated record